Molecule: messenger RNA, 330 nt
Organism: Penicillium verrucosum
Lineage: Eukaryota; Fungi; Ascomycota; Eurotiomycetes; Eurotiales; Aspergillaceae
Exons: 2
Coding region: 1-330 (109 amino acids)
Source: RefSeq, a predicted model, not a curated record
AUGGACGCAAACACUAUGGAAAACCACAAGGGACUCAACACGGUUGUUGAAGAUACUGUCAUUGCCGACGAAGCCAGCACCACCGAAACUGGUACUGGGGAGCCCCUUCCCAAGAAAAAGAAGAAGUCCCACUCCCAAGCAUAUUAUGACCGGCGGAAGACACAGGACUUCUCCCGUCUCCUCGUGCGCGCGAUCCCACUCUCCCCCAAAGGCCAAGAGUAUAUACUGAGACAACAUGAUACCGAACCACAGCUGGUAGAAGCUGCUGAGGCGGCUGCCGAGCCUAGCCAAACGCCCCCCAACUACCGCUACCCACCCCACCAAUCUUGA